UGGUGUUGGAUAAUUCUAGAAGAGCGUCAGUGAGACUUCAGUUCUAGCGCUACUGACCGCACAGGGCCCGAGUUUGACUAUCAGAGCUCAUUUAACUAACUCUCAGCGGAUUUACAAAGACCUCUCCCUCAGCGUUCAUCUGAAUUUAGUAAUAAAUAAGUCAAAGAUGUUGUCCGCGGCGAGAACAGCAGCGAGGAGUGUGUCGCGCUCUCAGAAAUCCUGCAGCAGUGUGUCUGAUCUCAUGAAGAAGGCUUGUUGGAGUGGCCUGUCUCAGCAGACUCUCCAGACGGUGUCCAGACGUCAUUAUGCGUCGGAGGCGAUCAGAGGCGCUGUCAUCGGCAUUGAUCUGGGAACCACCAACUCCUGCGUGGCUGUGAUGGAGGGAAAACAAGCGAAGGUCCUGGAGAACGCGGAGGGAGCGAGGACGACGCCGUCAGUGGUGGCCUUCACAGCUGAUGGAGAGCGACUCGUGGGAAUGCCGGCCAAACGCCAGGCUGUCACCAACCCCAACAACACGCUCUACGCCACGAAACGCCUGAUCGGACGCCGCUACGACGACCCUGAAGUUCAGAAAGAUCUGAAGAACGUGCCGUAUAAGAUCGUGCGAGCGUCUAACGGAGACGCCUGGCUGGAGGCUCACGGUAAACUGUACUCUCCCAGUCAGUCCGGGGCCUUUAUCCUCAUGAAGAUGAAGGAGACCGCAGAGAGCUACCUGGGUCACGCGGUGAAGAACGCUGUUAUCACCGUACCUGCUUACUUCAACGACUCCCAGAGACAGGCGACGAAGGACGCCGGACAGAUUGCGGGUUUGAAUGUGCUGCGUGUGAUUAAUGAGCCGACUGCUGCUGCUUUAGCCUACGGCCUGGACAAGACUCAGGACAAAAUAAUUGCGGUCUAUGAUCUGGGCGGCGGGACGUUCGAUAUCUCGGUCCUGGAGAUCCAGAAGGGUGUUUUCGAGGUGAAAUCCACCAAUGGAGACACGUUCUUGGGCGGAGAAGAUUUCGACCAGCAUCUUCUCAGACACAUAGUGAAGGAGUUCAGGAGAGAGUCUGGAGUGGAUCUGACCAAAGACAACAUGGCGCUGCAGCGAGUGCGAGAGGCGGCUGAGAAGGCCAAGUGUGAGCUGUCCUCCGCUCUGCAGACGGACAUCAACCUGCCGUACCUGACGAUGGACGCCUCUGGCCCCAAACACCUGAACAUAAAGCUGAGCCGCUCUCAGUUUGAGGGCAUCGUGGCGGAUCUGAUCCGCAGGACCGUGGCUCCCUGUCAGAAGGCCUUGCAGGACGCAGAGGUCUCCAAGAGUGACAUCGGAGAAGUGCUGCUGGUGGGAGGAAUGAGCCGCAUGCCGAAGGUCCAGCAGACGGUCCAGGAUCUGUUCGGCCGCGCUCCCAGUAAGUCUGUGAACCCCGACGAAGCCGUGGCCAUCGGAGCGGCCAUCCAGGGAGGCGUUCUGGCCGGAGACGUGACCGACGUGCUGCUGCUGGACGUCACGCCUCUGUCUCUCGGCAUCGAGACGCUGGGAGGAGUCUUCACCAAACUCAUCAACAGAAACACUACCAUCCCCACCAAGAAGAGCCAGGUGUUCUCCACCGCCGCUGAUGGACAGACUCAGGUGGAGAUCAAGGUUUGUCAGGGAGAGCGAGAGAUGGCCACAGACAACAAGGUUCUGGGACAGUUCACCCUGGUCGGCAUCCCUCCGGCUCCUCGUGGAGUCCCGCAGAUUGAAGUCACCUUUGAUAUCGACGCUAACGGGAUCGUUCACGUCUCCGCUAAAGACAAGGGCACCGGCCGAGAACAGCAGAUUGUCAUCCAGUCGUCUGGUGGCCUCAGCAAAGACGACAUUGAAAACAUGAUCAAGAACGCUGAGAAGUACGCAGAGGAGGACCGGAGACGGAAGGAUCGUGUGGAAGCGGUGAACACGGCCGAGGGCAUCGUGCACGACACCGAGUCAAAGAUGGAGGAGUUCAAGGAUCAGCUGCCGGCCGAAGAGUGUGACAAACUGAAGGAGGAGGUGGCUAAAGUACGAGAGCUGCUCUCGCGGAAGGACACGGAGACGGGAGAAAACAUCAAACAAGCCGCCACGAACCUGCAGCAGGCCUCGCUCAAGCUCUUCGAGAUGGCGUACAAGAAGAUGGCGUCGGAGCGGGAAGGCGGCUCGGGGUCGGGCUCGGGCUCCGGAGGAGAGACCGGAGAGAAGAAGGAGGGCCAGCAGUGAAGACGGAGCGCUGGAGUGUGUUUGGACUGAAUGAGUUUCCUCAGCAGCAUACUCACCUUACUCUCACACACACUGUGCUUCUAGCAGUACAUUCUACAAAACUAUUGUCCUGGCUCCUCAUCCCCUCCCUUAAUGUCUACAAGUUCAAACUGAGUUAUUGUGUCCGCUGAGAAUAAUCAGCGUCAGUCUUGAAGUGUGUUUGAUUUGGGUUUAAGAUGAUCUUAGACACGACUCCAGCCAUUCAGACAUGCAUUCCUGCCUGAUGCCUGUUAAAGAUGUGAUUUAAUGCCUUGAAUUUUUUUGGAAACGAAUGAGGCCGAAUGUCUGGCUGAACGGCUUCAGGAUGUCUAUAAGUAUUUAUAAUAUCAGGACUUCCUUGUUUCAAGACACUGUUUUAUUUUUAAAUGAUAUAUAUCUGUUCAGUCCAUCGGUUCUGCUUAAAUCGCUCAUUUUGUAAGCUUGUGCAUGUGUGUGAGCUGAGAGGACGAAACUAUGAAUGAUAAACUCCAUAAUAGAAGAAUAUCUGAUGUGGAAUUGAUAGUUCAGUCUAAUUGUCAUAUUUUUCCUGUUGUAAUUUGCUGAUCAUACCAGCAUUGUGAAUCAGGAGCGCACUUCUACAGCGGUGUCCAGAGCAGAUUCUAGAGAUGAUGAAGCAGACGGGAGGAACGGAGACCUCUGACCUGCCUUCACUGGGGACUUCUGCUCGUUUUAUUUAAAUCAGUGAUGUGUUGCUGUUAUGGACGACUCUGAAAGUGAAUUACGUUCUGUCUGUUGGUCUCAUAACGGCACAAUAUAAUGCAGCCCAUCUGCUCUGUUUUUCUACACACGGCUUUCUGGUUCAUUACAGAAGAAUAACCGCAGUAGCUCUGUACAAAGGCUGAUGUCUGUUGAAAUUGUUAAAUGUUCAUUAUGGAAUUGAAUGAUUUAAUAGGUCUAAAGAAAGUAAUAUUCCAGUGCAGUCUUUUAUAAUAAAAUAGUUUGAACUCA
Molecule: messenger RNA, 3202 nt
Organism: Onychostoma macrolepis
Lineage: Eukaryota; Metazoa; Chordata; Actinopteri; Cypriniformes; Cyprinidae
Gene: hspa9
Product: heat shock protein 9
Exons: 17
Coding region: 167-2215 (682 amino acids)
Biological process (GO): cellular response to unfolded protein; protein refolding
Cellular component (GO): mitochondrion; cytoplasm
Molecular function (GO): ATP hydrolysis activity; heat shock protein binding; ATP-dependent protein folding chaperone
Source: RefSeq, a predicted model, not a curated record